Messenger RNA from Eimeria necatrix, 576 nucleotides. RefSeq lists its product as hypothetical. The coding region runs from base 1 to 576 and encodes 191 amino acids. Lineage: Eukaryota; Apicomplexa; Conoidasida; Eucoccidiorida; Eimeriidae. The record is from RefSeq and is a predicted model, not a curated record. The transcript is spliced from 6 exons.
AUGACUGCGGAGGAAGUGGCUGAAUGCAUGCUAACUCAAAGGGAAGGAGAAGAACAAAAUCUCUCUUCGCUUCAGCGAUUGCGACAGUUCGGAAGUUACAUUUUUUCUCCUAGGGGCCUUGAAGAGGAUGGUAGGCGGCUAUUCCGCACAAUCAUUCCGUGCUAUGAAGACACGAACUCGACUGCAAAGCAUUUCCAGAUAGGGAAGGAGGACUUCAACGGUCGCAUCUAUUUCUUGCUAUUGCAUCUAUGGUCUCUUCACUGUGCUCUUCAGAAAUCAGUGAGCGAGUUCAGAGUUCCAGCUAUACUUCGCGAGCAGCAGUUCACCUCUCUGGGUUUUUGUGUCUCCUUGGAUGAAGCAUUUGAAGAUGAGAAGGGUUUUCCCGCAGGGCAACUGGCGCAUCGUCUUUGGGUGACGGUUUUUGAGGCUGCGGAGUCGAAGCGGGAGUCUUCCGAACUAAUCGAGCUGACCACCUACGCGUUGAGGGCACGAAGCUUUGCUUUGCAGCUCUCGCGAGAUGCUUUGAUACAGGGGACAUUCCGGUGGCCGACAUGGCCCCCUGUGGAGGCUUGUUGA